UCACGAUUUCUUCAUCAAUCUUGUUGCUAAACCCCCGUUAUAAUCGCCAUUAACGCCAUUCCUCUCAACAAAUUCCCCAUUCCCAUCCAUGUCCGCCACCAAGCUCUUCGCAUUCCCGAUGGCCUCUCUCCCGCUCGCCACCGGAUCGCGCCGCUCGCAAGCCAGUUUCUAUGAUGUUCUCCGCGUCAAGAACAACGCCUCCUCUAUCGAGAUCAAGACCGCCUACCGGAGUCUGGCCAAGAUUUACCAUCCUGAUUCCGCGAGGAGAUCGGAGUGCGAUGCUUCUUCUGAUGAUGAUGAUUAUGGUGAUGGAUGCAGUUUCCUCGAGAUUCACAGUGCGUACGAGACGCUUUCGGAUCCGGAAACUAGGGCUCAAUACGACCUCGCUUUGGCUUCUUUUACGAGACGGCCGUUUCUUCGAUCGCGGUCUAGGCCGCACCGGCGAUGGGAAACGGAUCAGUGCUGGUAGGGAUUUGAUGUUGAUUUGUGAUGAUUUUGAUUUCUGUACAGAAAUGGUUUGAAUGUUCUUCGUAUUGGAGGAAUUUUUCGCGGUCUAGGCCGCACCGGCGAUGGGAAACGGAUCAGUGAUGGUAGGGAUUUGUUGUUGAUUUGUGAUGAUUUUGAUUUCUGUACAGAAAUUGUUUGAAUGUUCUUCGUAGUGGAGGAAUUUUUCGCGGUCUACUCCUUAUUUGAUGUGAUCUUAAUUCUGUUUCUGGAGUUGAAUUCUGAAGAACUUUGGAUCGAA
Messenger RNA from Cucurbita moschata (crookneck pumpkin), 745 nucleotides. Its product is annotated as chaperone protein dnaJ 11, chloroplastic-like. Bases 89 to 469 code for a protein of 126 amino acids. NCBI's taxonomy places the organism in Eukaryota, Viridiplantae, Streptophyta, Magnoliopsida, Cucurbitales, Cucurbitaceae. The record is from RefSeq and is a predicted model, not a curated record. The transcript is spliced from 2 exons.